CGAGGGGACUGUGGGAGUCCCUGAGCGCGGCAGUUCGGGAGGUGAGGUCAGGCGUUUCCCCUUUGGCUGGCCCCUUUUUUAAACCCCAGCAUUUCUGCAAGCACCGCGAGGCGUAUAAAUCUUUUAUCAGGGGGAUAUUAAACGUUCGGGUGGAUGCACACGUACUCUUGAUCGAGGUUUGUGGUGGAAAAGCGCACGCACAGUGGUCUAUAGGAAAACAGUGAUGGUGGACAAUUCCAGUAGCAGCAACACGCAAGUGCCCAGCUUGUCUCAGGAAAGCGGUCUGGCUGGAGCUUUCUCCCAGGCGGCUUUUGGAAAUUCGGCUGGUGUCAAACUCGAAGCAGUAAUGGAGCAGCUCCAGAGACAACAACAGGCUAAACUGGAGAUGGAACGCAAAGAGAGACAUCUCAGGGAAGCCCAUAUUCUGUACGCCCAGCAGCUGGCGGCGCAGCAAGCCAUCAUGGCCUCCGCCAGGGCCCAAGGCACCCCAUUAACCCCUGAUUUCUACAGUAAAAACUCCCGAGACAGAGCGCUAAAAGCCGGGCAGGGGCCACCAGCUCCCCGGGGACCCGUGAAAAGCAGCGCCGAGAUGGAGGAGGAUGCAUCUGAUGAGAUGGACAGGGGAAGAGGGUCUGAAGGGGACGAGGAGGACGAUGACGAAAUGAUGGAUGGAGAUGAUGUCAGCGAAGAUGAGGAAAGCGAAGGCUUGGAGUUCCUCCGGAAGCAAAGCCUCGCUCUUCAGCAAGCCGCCGUCGGAGUCCCUUCGUACCCGUACCAGGUCUACGCCGCCUCGCCCUCUGCUGCUAAAAAACGUGCCCGGUCUCCGACCACCAAGGUGAAGGAUGAACCAGAAGAUUCUCUCAGCGAUCAGCAAUCGUUCAGCACGCCGAACGGAUUGGGCGAUUGGAACCUGGACGACUCGUUCAAACAGAAUGGGAAUUCUAGUUGGAACGAGGAAGGAGAUGGAGGGAGAAACCGAGGGGAAGCCUCCAGAGACUUUGCCAAGCUUUAUGAACUGGACAAUGACCCAAAACGGAAGGAGUUCCUCGAUGACCUUUUUGCUUACAUGCAGAAACGAGGUACACCUGUGAAUCGGAUCCCUAUCAUGGCCAAACAGGUGCUGGAUCUGUACAUGCUGUAUAAGCUGGUGACUGAGAAGGGAGGUCUGGUUGAAGUGAUCAACAAGAAGAUCUGGAGGGAGAUCACCAAAGGCCUGAAUUUACCCACCUCCAUCACCAGCGCCGCUUUCACGCUUCGCACACAGUAUAUGAAGUAUCUGUAUCCAUAUGAAUGCGAGAAGAAGGGUCUGAGCUCCCCCGGAGAGCUUCAGGCAGCCAUCGACAGUAACCGCAGAGAGGGCCGUCGUCCCGGCUACAGCAACAGCCUGUACCGCUUUUCUCCUUCUCCCAGUGCCUCAGGACCUCACCUGCUCUCCCCUCCCAAAAUGCACCUGCCCGCCACCGGUCACAAUGGACUUCAGGCAACCCCCAGUCCAUCCCUGAAGAAAGCCACAGUUCCAGAGGACGGCCCAGCCUCCAUGUUGCCGGGGCGACUGCCCCUGGCACUGGCUCUGGGUCAUCAGCAGCAGCUGGCACGUGCUGCCACCCUUGAGCAACUGAGGGAGAGACUGGAGACCGGCAUGGGUGUCGGGGCGUUGACCCCUGGAGCAGCUGCGGUGGAAGGACCCGAGAGAAAGAUGGCGCGUCUGGCGGAGGAGCAGCAGAGGCUACUCCAGCAUGCUUUCCAACAAAACCUGCUAGCCAUGGCGUCGCAGGUGAACCCCGCUAAUAUGCGGAUGAACAACGCCAACACGCGCCAGGAGAAGCAAGACCUGUCUCUCAGCAUUUCUUCGAACGGCUCGGCGAGCAUUACUGUGUCUGUGGAGGUCAAUGGGAUUAUUUACUCAGGAUCCUUAUACGCCCAAAAAUCAUCUGCAGGCAUCCCCGCCCCUGUCGCAGCCAUGUCCACAGGCCACACCUCCACCCUCAGCCCCGGCAUCCCAUCAUCCUCCUCUUCCUCAAGGGGUCCCGACUCUGUGGAGCAGGCCACAGGCGGGUCACCCUAAACCAAAUCCCCCCUUCCAAACACCAGUCAGUCCCACCCAACUUCAGUCUCCAGAGCGGACGUCAACCAGUUUAAGCCGCUCUGCCCUCUAGAGGCGGCUAAGAAAAUUAGCUGCCUCUCGCACAAAUCCAGGAUGGAAGGGCCACACACGCUCACAAACUCAUCAGUCGUUUAACCUCGACACGGACCUCGCCUGCUCUUUUCUACGUUUUCUCAGGACUCCGGGUUUUAGAGAUGUUCGAUUCAACGAAAUACCUCAGCUGUCUUAAUCCUAGUGCCGUCGCAAGUGCACAGGCUCCGGGUUUCAUGCCUUCUCAGACCCGUGGUCAUAUACUAGCAAAUACCUGCAAGGCAAUCGUGGCGUGAUCGAAUCUACUUCUGCCAAAGUCACAGUGUGAGGGUGUGGUUGACGUAUUUUUUUUUGCUGUCUACUAAUUCUCUUAUUUAACGUUUGCUGAAUUUACCUCCUCUGCAGUGAAUUGAAAAGACUCAGGAUCGGUUACUAUAUAAUACUGCUGUGUUCUUCCUGUCUAUUUUGAUGGACUUAAAUUACAGGCGACAAUCUACCAUAAGAGUCAGUUUGGUAAACAAAAAAAGGGGUCACUUUCUUUCUCUUAUUUUAAAAAAUGUAUUUACUUGAUUUUAUUGUUUUCUAUUUCCGUUUUUAGUUUCUAGAUACAGAAAUAUUCAUAUGAUUUGAAAGAGUUUUGAGUUUGAAAGUGCAUUUACGCAGCUCAGAGAUUUUGUUGUUGUUAUUAUUUAGACAGAUUUGAGUUGAAAGGUUUUUCUCUACCUCAGACACAAGUCAAUGUAUGGUUGCAAAGAAACCACGUGAACGGCCACGCUCGGCAUCACACAAGUCAAUCAUUUCUGUGCGUUGGACGAUCAUGUACAGGCUCGUGAAAAAGAGCCCGGUUUAUUGUACAAUUCUUUCUCAUACGAGUAUAUUAAACCUACUUAAAACCAGGUCACGGAAAAGCAGGAUAGCAUUCAAAUCGAAGAAGGAUUGAAUGUUUUUUCUUUUGUAUUUUUAAUCGUUAAACUUCAAACCUCACGUAUCUUUCCAUAUUGGAAAGGAAGUUUCUCAGGAAUUUUUUCUUUAUCAAUUUUAACUACAGAACCAAGAGUCUCGCAUCUGAAAGAAAAAACACUACGUAAGUCGAUCAGUGUGGGACUGAAAUAGCUACCUCAGUCAGGAUUUACCUUAGAUGUAGUUUCAACUUCCUGCAGUACAUCACACAAAUUACCUCAGAUAAAUACUGUUGUCGCUAAUGCAAAAAAAUUCUCAGGAAAGAUUAGCAAAAUACCUCAUAAAUGUAAAGAGUAGAAGACAGAACAAUAUUAAUACAGACGUGUGAAAUGAGACUUACGGUAUCUCAUAUUCAUGAAGUAUUGAUCAACUGUCUUCCAGUACACUUCCAACAGAUCUGGAGCAAUCCGCACUAGUUGGCCGGUCGUGAAAUAUUCACGUACUUGACCGAUUUAGUCUUGUCGACAAUUUGCUUUACAUUUUGUUGGUCCUAAUCCUGCGUUUACUUGACUCUGGGACCUGCUGGGAUACAGACACCUGUAGUUUCUUCUGUAUUCUUAAUUCCUCAGAUAACUGCAUAGCUAAAAACCAAAGACCGUGUGUUUGUUAUCCACGUUGAUGACCUCACUGUAUAGACACAUGCAACUUUACACAAUGAAAUUAAAGUCUGAUCUGAUGCAACA
Triplophysa dalaica is the source of this 3777-nucleotide messenger RNA. RefSeq names its product AT rich interactive domain 3B (BRIGHT-like) (gene arid3b). NCBI's taxonomy places the organism in Eukaryota, Metazoa, Chordata, Actinopteri, Cypriniformes, Nemacheilidae. Gene Ontology annotation, cellular component: nucleus. Gene Ontology annotation, biological process: regulation of transcription by RNA polymerase II. Gene Ontology annotation, molecular function: DNA binding. The record is from RefSeq and is a predicted model, not a curated record. The coding region runs from base 224 to 2065 and encodes 613 amino acids. The transcript has 9 exons.